Molecule: messenger RNA, 708 nt
Organism: Quercus robur (English oak)
Lineage: Eukaryota; Viridiplantae; Streptophyta; Magnoliopsida; Fagales; Fagaceae
Exons: 1
Coding region: 1-708 (235 amino acids)
Biological process (GO): DNA integration
Molecular function (GO): nucleic acid binding
Source: RefSeq, a predicted model, not a curated record
AUGGUGCAAGAUUCUAUGGAGUGCGCUAAGAAAUGCAAAGCUUGUCAGUAUCAUGCAAACUUCAUCCACCAGCCGCCAGAACCUUUACACCCAACUGUAGUUUCUUGGCCUUUCGAUGCAUGGGGGCUUGAUGCAAUAAGGCCAUUACCAAAGUCAUCUAGUGGCCAUCUAUACAUCUUGGCCGCAACUGAUUACUUCUCAAAAUGGGCGAAAGAUGUGCCUCUUAAGGAAGUGAAGAAAGAAACAGUGGUCAACUUCAUUCAAACUCACUUGAUCUAUCGGUAUGGUGUCCCUCAGUAUAUCAUAACUAAUAAUGGCAAACCAUUCUACAAUAGGCUUAUGACAGAGCUAUGCGAGAAUUUUGAAUUUAAACAAUACAACUCCUCCAUGUAUAAUGCCCCGGCAAAUGGACUAGCUGAAGCAUUUAACAAAACACUUGGCAGUUUGUUGAAGAAGGUGGUAUCCAAGACAAAACGAGAUUGGCAUGAAAGAAUCGGAGAAGCAUUAUGGGCAUAUCGAACAACAUUUCGAACGCCUAUUCAAGCGACACCAUAUUCUCUUGUCUAUGGAGUGGAAGCCGUCCUUCCUUUAGAACACCAGAUCCCAUCAUUACAGAUUGCCAUUCAAGAAGGAUUGACUGGAGAAGAAAAUGCCAAGCUCAAGUUGCAAGAAUUAGAGGCACUUGAUGAGAAAAGGCUCGAGGCCUAA